Ostrea edulis (European flat oyster) is the source of this 1042-nucleotide messenger RNA. Its product is annotated as fatty acid-binding protein, heart-like. Gene Ontology annotation, biological process: fatty acid transport. Lineage: Eukaryota; Metazoa; Mollusca; Bivalvia; Ostreida; Ostreidae. The record is from RefSeq and is a predicted model, not a curated record. The coding region runs from base 124 to 555 and encodes 143 amino acids. Gene Ontology annotation, molecular function: fatty acid binding. Gene Ontology annotation, cellular component: nucleus; cytosol. The transcript has 4 exons.
AAGUCCUUACCUGAGUGACGUCACAGAACAGGACGGAGUGCCCCCUCACAUCGUCAUUAUCGGCGUUACACCUGUACUAACACCGUCACUAAUUCUGUGUUUAGGAUUCCUUCUUGUUGUGUGAUGGACGUGACCGGAAUAGAGAACACAAUCGCCGGAGUCUGGGCACUACACAGGAAUGAGAAUCUGGACGGGUACCUCAAAGAAUGCGGAGUGAAUUUCAUCCUCCGUAAGCUUGCCCAGGCGGCCUGUCUCUGCAUCACAAUGGUCAUUACCGUGGAAGACGGGCAGCUGAGAAUACAAAACAAAGGACCAAAGCACACGGACCACAAAGCUCCCCUGGGGACCGAAAUCCACAUCACAGACCUGAUGCAUAAUCCCAUGAAGGAAGUUCACACAUGGUCGGACAAUCAGCUGAUCACAAUCUCGGUACCAACACAGGGGUCCAAAGCACUUCCAACAAAGGUCGUCAGAGAACUUGUCGACGGUCAUUUAGUGAUGACUCUUUUAGUAAAUGAUGUUACCUGCAAAAUGUUCUACAAGCGGAAGUGCUGAUGGCGAGUUCCCGGAUAACCACGUGCCAAAUUCUCAAUAGUUGACUCUCCUUAGUCAGGCCCGGGGUGGAAGAUGUCCGUUGUCACAGUCCACAGACAUAUACAAAUACUACUGACGUUGAAUCGUGGUGUCAUGAUAUGUUAUCACCGUGAUGCCUAUUUAUGUUGGUUGUUCAAAACAUGAAGUUUAAAAACAAAAACAUCUCUGCACUUUAUGUACACUCGUUUAUCUCAUUUAAUAGGACAUCAGUAUUACUUAUGUUAGAUGUGUGCAGUGCAGAAAUGUGAACUCUGACAGUAGUAGUAUAUCUCAAUGAUUGUUAUUUAUUUAUAUUGUUAUAAUUAAUUACGAGUUAAAUUGCACAUGCCCCCAAGGGCCCUUAAUUGGUGAAUAAACAUAUUAUCGUAUAUCUGCAUGUGUGAAUGUAUAAAUUGUUAUAUUUGUUAUAGAAAUAAAGAGAACAUGCCGCCAUAGCAUUAUUCUAAAA